This is a messenger RNA of Vidua macroura (Pin-tailed whydah), 7676 nucleotides long. It is a transcript of the gene FGD5, whose product is annotated as FYVE, RhoGEF and PH domain containing 5. Gene Ontology annotation, molecular function: guanyl-nucleotide exchange factor activity; metal ion binding. NCBI's taxonomy places the organism in Eukaryota, Metazoa, Chordata, Aves, Passeriformes, Viduidae. Gene Ontology annotation, cellular component: cytoplasm. The transcript has 21 exons. Bases 159 to 4964 code for a protein of 1601 amino acids. The record is from RefSeq and is a predicted model, not a curated record.
CCGCCCAGCCCGCCGUCCGCGUCCGGCCGUCCCGCUGCGCUCCCGUGCCCCCAAGGGGCUGUAGGGCCGGGCGCGGCCUCGAGGGGCGAGGGCGGCGGGGCCCCUGGGGCCAUGCGCUGAGCGCCCGGAGCAGCCGGCGAGCGAAGUUGGGGUGGAAGAUGAACAACGCCGAAAUCUCAAAACCACCAUUAGCACCGAAACCAAAGAUUAUUGGUCAUCUUUCUCCAGCAUCUGUCUCCAAAUUUUCUCCUUCACUGCCAAGAGCUGAUAUUCUUCAUCACCCGAACUCUGUGUCUAGGGGUCCCAAACCACCUAUUGCUCCCAAGCCAAAAUUCUCAGCUGACACUGAGGGCAAAUCCAGUGUUUCUAACAACAAUAAUUUAAAUAAAUAUGCAAAUGGGAAACUGGUGUGUCUUGAUGGAGAGCUGUGUGAAGAAAACCAAUGCAAUGCUGAUUGCCUAGAAUCUGAUGCAGAUAGUGAAUACAUUGUAGUUCCUGAAGCUCAGCUGCCCAGAAAAGACUCUAAUGAUUUGGAACAUGAGCAUGAUCAAAACCUAGAUUCCUCUGUGGAAAAUGAAGUCUCAGAAACUCCAGAAAAGGUAGAGAAGGAAGAGGAUGACAUUGCUAGUGAUGAGAAUACCAGUAAUCGAGAAGUCAUCGAAGAUGAGCACCGUAACUCUUCAGAUACUGCUGAACCAAGGGAACCAGACUCUGAGGAGCCAUCCAGAGACUGUGGCCAGUCCAAAGCACUUUGUGAGGAGUCCUUAGAUACCCCAGAUAGGGAUAACAAUGCUACCAAGAAUGUAGAUGAAGAUGAGGAUGUUGUAGGUGAUUGUACUGAAACCAAAAUCCAGCAAGAAACUUCUUACAACCUGGAACUGGUCAAGAGCAGUAGUGAUUGUGAGACUGACAGUGAUAACGUCUUGAAUAGAGAUGAGAAACUAAUGGGUGAUACUUGUAGAGAUAUCAUUGCAAUGCCACUGCCUGCAGAUGAAUCAAUCCCAGCUUGUGAGAAGGUAGGACAAGAGGAGGAGGAGGAAUUGCCUGAGAUUUUAGAAAUGGCAGAUGAGUGUCUAGCACAAAAUGAUGACCACAAUGUGCAUGCAGAGCUUGAUUUGAACAUGGAAGGGGACUUAGAAAAUUAUGACUCUGCAAGCCCUGACAUGCUGCCUGAGGAGGCCAGUGAAGAAACAGGUCCUGAAUUAGAACUGUGUGGAGAUGAACUCGGUGCCAAAAAUGGUUUAGCAGAGUUCAUCCAUGAAGCAGCAGCUGAAGACGAGGAAGUAGACCCAAAUGAGCACAAUAAUACAAACACAGGAAAUGCCAGUGAUGACUGCCAGAUCACUGAGAGGAAAAGUGAGAAGACAUCAGAGGUAGCCUCUGAAGCAAGGAAAGACUCUGGAAAAGAGGAAGAAGAAACUGUAAAUGCAGAGAAUAUGGAUGAUAGGUGUCAGAUUGCACCUUGUGAGAAUGAAUGUCACAAGGAAAUACCUGUGGAACAUUCAGAUGAGAAUCUUCAAACAGAAGAGGCCUCUCUGCAUGAAGAUGGCAUGAUUUCUGAUAGUCUACCUUGUAGUCCAGGGAUGGAGCCAGACUUGGAAGUUGUAACCGUUGAAGAGCAUAGUGAAAAUACUGUGGAAGCCUCUAAGUCAGAUGAGUUGCAAGUCAAAGAGAAUGAGGUGGAAGCAAACAGCCUCAGCAAAAGUGUCCCAAAUUCGCCUCAAGAGGUCCCACUUGAGGAUGACUUAGAAAUCUGUAAGCAUGGCAAAAUUGAUGUAGAAUGUGGGACCAAACAUGUUGUGCAUGAAAAUCUAGCAGUCCCUGAAGUGGUCAUCGUGACUGAUGAAUCAGAGGAAAGAGAAACUAGCAGUGAUUCCCCAGAUGAUCCUUAUGUGCUUCCUGAAGAAAAUGAUAUUGUCCAUGAUGUGCAGACUGAUUCAGGAGCUGAUCACAGUAAAAGGGGUGAAUUAGGCAUGGAUGGUGAAAACAACUUGCUGCCCACUGAUCGUAAAAGUAUUGUCACUAGAACACGAUCUCUGUCUGGGAGAAUGCCAGGCUAUGUCCCAGAAACUGUUCCAGAAGAAACUGGACCUGAAACUGAUUUAUCCUCUUCCCGAAAUGGCUCUGGGACAGAAGAAUUGAGCAAUAAUUCCUUUUCAUUGGAAGGAAAACCAGUGGAAGCCAACAGGGCUUUACCAACCAAGUCAAGACGCUUUAUUUUAUAUCCUCGAUCUUAUUCUGUUGAAGGGAGAGAGAUACCUAUCUCUGUUUACAGAGAAAGUGAUGUCUGUGUACUGGAUGGUGUUAGAAUAAAAAGGACAGAAGACAACUUGUCCUUGCCUUGUGUCAAUGGUUCCUCAGGUAGUUUUUCCCAGCAAAAUCAUCUCUCAUCAUGUGGCAUAUCUACUCCAUCCUCAGUCGUUGAUAUACCACCUCCAUUUGAACUUGCCUACAUCACCAAAAAGCCAAUCACUAAAAGUUCACCUUCACUUUUGAUAGAGAAUGACUCACCUGCUAAGUAUUCCAAGAAAAAGAAAUCUUCUUUUAAGAGGUUUCUUACUCUAAAGUUCAAGAAGAAAACUGAAAAUAAAGUUCAUGUAGAUGUUAAUGUUUCUUCUUCAAGGUCCUCGUCAGAGUCCAGCUAUCAUGGGCCUCCCAGGCUGAUGGAGCUGGAAGGAAGGAGCCUAAGUAGCUCACCUCAACUAAAAUCGCAUGUGGGGAAGUUCCGUGCAUCUGAGUCUCCCUCAGCUGUUCUUUUCUAUAAGGAUGGUAAAAGAAAAGGAACACCCAAGUCCUUCAGCAGGAGUGUGUCAAGGGUGGAGUCCUUUGAGGACCGGUCCAGACCUCCUUUCAUGCCACUGCCAUUAACGAAACCUAGAUCUAUUUCUUUUCCCAAUGCCGACACCUCUGACUAUGAGAACAUUCCUGCUAUGAGCUCUGACUAUGAAAACAUACAAAUUCCUCCUCGGAGAUCCACUAGAGCAGGAACUUUUACCGAGUUUUUUGAAGAUCCCAGCAGGGCAUUAUCUGCUGCUAAUGAGAAUGAUGGCUAUGUGGAUAUGAGCAGCUUCACUGGCUUUGAGAACAAGCAGCAAACCACAGACCAGGAAACAGAAAGUGCCUACACUGAGCCCUACAAGGUUUGCCCAGUCUCUGUGACUCCAAUGGAAGUUGUCACAUCAGAUGAGGAACAAAACAGUUCAGAAGAUGAUGAAACCAGCCUUGGUGAUCCCAGUCUCACCAAGAAGAAAGAAGGACAGUCCAGAGCUUACCUCAUUGCCCAGGAACUAAUGUCAUCAGAAAAAGUAUAUGUGGAAAUGCUCCAGUUGUUACGUAUGGAUUUCUAUGAAGGUAUCUUGAAAGUGCUCGGAGGUGAUGAUGAAAAUGAACAAGAGGAAGUUAAACUCAAGCAAGGUUUAAGUGAACUCCCUGAAAUUUAUGAAUUACACCAAGACAUCCUGGAAGAACUGGAAGAGAGAGUCCUUAAAUGGGAUGAACACCAGAAAGUUGCUGAUGUUUUUCUCUCCAGAAAAUCAAGGCUGAAUCACCACAAAACAUAUAUUAUGCAGUUUGACAGGAAUUUGGCUUUGCUAGAUGAAACGUGCCUUAAAUAUUCCCAACUGGCGACCAUGAUUCAGGAGUUUGAGCAGAGGUCCGGUGACAGCCCUUACAGUGUGAAACACCAGCUUCUGAAAGUGGUACACCGUGUCUUCCAGUAUCGUGUGAUGCUCACAGAUUACUUGAAUAAUCUUUGUCCUGAUUCUACAGAGUAUGAAGCCACACAAGCUGCCUUAUUAAUUGUUUCUGAAAUCACGGACCAAGCCAAUGACAGCAUGCUCCAAGCGGAAAACUUGCAGAAGCUAGUACACAUUGAGCACAGUGUAAGAGGGCAGAGUGACCUCCUCCAACCAGGAAGGGUGAGUGCUGCAGGCAGACCUAUGCUGAUCUUUGUUAAAGAGGGAACCCUGAUGAAAGUCUCUGGCAAAAACAGGCAUCCUCGACAUUUGUUCUUGAUGAAUGAUGUUCUGCUGUACACAUAUCCCCAGAAGGAUGGCAAAUACCGACUGAGAUACACUUUGGCGGUGUCAAGCAUGAAGGUCAGUCGCCCAGUGAUAGAGAAAGCCCAAAACAUCUUGAAGAUUGAAUAUGAUGAACAUUGCCUGACCCUGUCAGCAAGCUCUUGCUCAGAAAGGGAUGACUGGUACAGCUGCAUCACCAAACACAUCCCAGAUGACUGCAAAGCUCACGAGACUUCGACUUUCCACAGUAGCGUGGAGCUAAGGGAAAAGUUUGGAAUACCCUUGGGUGAGAGGCCUCCUACACUCGUGCCUGUGUCCCAUGUCAUGAUGUGCAUGAACUGUGGCUGUGACUUUACCCUCACUUUAAGGCGACAUCAUUGCCAUGCCUGCGGGAAGAUUGUAUGUCGAAAUUGUUCAAGAAACAAGUACCCCAUGAAGUACCUCAAAGAUCAAGCAGCCAAAGUCUGUGAUAGCUGCUAUGUGGAACUUAAGAAAAGAGAGCGGCCACUAAGUGUGAGCUUCCCUCCAACUUCAUCCAGGUGUUCAAGCAGUGCCUUCUCCUCUGUUUUCCACAAUAUUCAUUAUUCAUCUUUUAAGAAACAGAAGAAAAUCCCUUCGGCUCUCAUGGAGGUGGCAGCCUCAGAAGAGGGAGCUACCAUCAGUGGUUACCUCAGCAGAUGUAAGGGAGGCAAAAGACACUGGAAGAAACGCUGGUUUGUUAUCAAAGGCAAAGUCCUCUACACCUACAUAGCAAACGAGGACAAAGUUGCUACAGAAAGUUUGCCUUUGUUGGGUUUCACCAUUGCUCCAGAAAAGGAGGAAGGAAGCAUGGAUACAGUUUUUCAUCUCUACCACAAGCAGACGCUCUUUUAUAGCUUCCGAGCAGAGGAUAACAAUUCAGCACACAGGUGGAUUGAAGCCAUGGAAGAAGCAUCCAUAUUAUAGCAGCUUUCACUCAAUGAACUUGGAAUAAAUUCUCAGAUUUCUAUACAUUUCCAGCAACCCUCUUCUCACUUACAAAACUGAACAGUGUAUUUCAGGCCCACUGGCCACACACACUGGAUAUGAACUGUUUCCAGCUUGCUCUUUUUCUUCCUUCUUCUUACAUACACAUUGUUGCAAAUGAAAAUUUCAAGAUAAGAGAUUAUUUAUGGUGAUCUUUAUGUCUGUGCAAGUUCAGCCUGUACUAUAAGCUUCUCUUCUGAUCCCACAGUAAACUAAGUCUAACAUCAAGACCACAAAAUACAUGGAAAUAUUGACUAUAGUAAGUUAACAGACUCAGUUUUACUUAUUCCAGACCACUAUCGUAUUUCAUUGGGUUGGUUUUGAUGUCUACCGUGACAUAAGAAACAAUGCAGUAAACAACAAAUGAUCAUUUAAAGCACUUUAUAAUUUUUUAUUGAACUACAGCUUAAUUUUCUUCAUGUUCCUAAGGAGUUCUGUGGCCUGAUUUAUUACUCGUCCAUUAACAGGCGCCAGCAUGAAAUUAUGCCCCGCGUAUGCUAAAUUGCUUCCACAGAAAAUGAAGGAAAAGCACCUUCAAUUUACCUGGUCUACCAACACUUCACUGACUAUGAUCCAACAUAGUUACUUACUAUCAAUUUAUAAUUUUACACAAAUCACCGUAUAAUUUAUGUUAAAGGUUUAGUUUUGUAUCACUGCAGUACUUUGAAAUGCACUCGAGUAGCUCUACAGAUCCAGAUGCUGAAUUUUAUCUCUCUAAAUACUUCAGACUCAAACCCAAAGGUUAUUUUUAAUUUAUUAUAAAACUACAGACAGUUUUUAUUUAACACAUCUACCUAGUAGUGUUAAGAUUUUUAUCAUCUAUUUAAAUACUGUAUCUUUAUUUUCAAAAUUCCUGUUGUUUCUGCUGUUGUUAUUAUGAAAAAUGUCAUCAAAAGUUUAAUCCACAUAAUCAGCACAGCAUUUGAAUUAUGGUGGGUGGACUGAAAUGCACUUGUCUGAACCUGCUCUGCUGGAGUCAUUUGGAACUCCUGUGGCCACACCUGUCCUAUGUCAGACUGCUGAGGUGCUUUACACCAGCUGAGGAUAUAGAUCUCUGGAGUUUGGGGGGUGGGGUUUUUUGUUUGGUUUGGAUUUGUUGGGGUUUUUUUGGUUGUUGUUGUUGUGUGGGUUGGUUUUUUUUGUUUUUUGGGUUUGUUUUUUUUGGUUUUUUUUUUUUUUUUUUGCUUUUGUUUGUUUGUUUUUGUGGGGUUUGUUUUGGUUUUUCUUGUUUGUUUGUUUGGUUUUGUUUUCUUGUUUUGGUUAUUGUUGUUGCGGUGGGGUUUUUUAGUGUUUCGGUGGGAGUUUUUGUAAAGAAGAUUGAGAAGUGAUGUUCUAAUCGUUGCAAUACAGUGGUUUUGUCCUCAGUCAUAAUAUUUAACUGAGGAACAGAAUGACAUCUAUGAUUAAAAUAUAUCUUUGUAUAAAAAUAACAUGCUCAAGAAUUUACUUACAUUAAAUUAUAUUGAUGGGAAUUUUUAUUACUUUUAUUUUUCACUUUCUUCAAGGAACUUAAUGGAGAUCUGAAUUUUUGACCCUAACAAAUUUUUUAGAAUUGUCCAUAUUUUUAAAGGUCUAUAAUAUAUAUCCAAAUGGUAAGGUAGAUCAGUUUAUCACCUGGAUAAACAAACUUAAAGAAACAAAUACACAUCUACACUAAAUAAAAAAAUCAUUUUUGGGGUUUUUUUUGAUACAUCUGAGUCUGACCAUUUUUUUGACCAUCUGAGUCUAAGCAUAUAUUAUCACAUGCAAACAGAAACCAAGAAUGAGAAAAAUAAAACUUUUGUAUUCUUUAGUUAAUGGAUGAACAGCAAACUUAACUUUCAUGUAAGAGCCAUGGCCUUGCUACCAAUACACUGUAAAUGUUUAUCCCCCCUUGAAAACAUUUUGCACUGACAAGAAAAAUAAGACAACAUUGAAUACAGAGCAAGAUCUCUAACCGUGGUCUGAAACAAAACAAAACUGCACUACAGGAUGACAAUAUUAUGAAGACUUAGGUGCUGACAUGUAGUGACUGUUGUAUGAAGCUUUCAGUUAGAAGCAGGAAAUGCACAUGAAAAGAUUUUGUUGUAAAAAAUAAGAUACAGUGCUAUUAAACAUUGGUUUAAGUAAUGUAGAGAAAUAAAAGAGCAAAAUAUAACUGCAGUUCUACAGGCUUUUCCUUUACACCAUUACUACCUUUGAGUCCAGCUUUGCAGUUCCAGUUACUGUUAAUGGACACUUGCCUAUUAAACAGUUUUCUGACAAAUAAGGAAAAGCAUCAAAUCAGAAGAUGGUACUGGAGGCCUUCUGGUAGAAACAGGAUUUAGACCUAAUUGGUUUGAUGAUGUCUUUCAAUCACACUGAUUUAUCUUCUAUAAAGCCCAUCUGCUUUAUUUCAUCUUGACUUCAGUUACAGAUACAAAUGGUCUCAAUGCAGCAUAAAGACAAAAAAAAAAAAAAAAAAAAAAAAAAAAAAUGUCCUCACAAUCUCACAAUUUCAGUCCUACUGUUAACUGAAUUUGAGCAAAGCUAAGCACCAGAGAUAGAAAUUUUAAUUUCAGAUUUAACCCAGUAAUCACCUUUUAGAAAAUGCUAAUAUAUUAAAAUAGAGGUAUAUAUUCAGUUUACUACCUGACAUUUAAUUACACAGCUUUUUCUUACUAAUUUAUAGCU